Sus scrofa (pig) is the source of this 7533-nucleotide messenger RNA. NCBI's taxonomy places the organism in Eukaryota, Metazoa, Chordata, Mammalia, Artiodactyla, Suidae. The record is from RefSeq and is a predicted model, not a curated record.
ACACUUCCUGUUUCCUAAUAACAAUAGGAAGUGUCCGAGGAGGUGAGGGUAGACUGCUGGCUCGUGCCAGCUGCGCCCUCUUUCCUCUACUUCCUUCCUUCUCCCCCUCUCCUUUCCCUCUUUCCCUCCCCUCCCACUUCCCAGGAGCCCUGGUGGAGUGUGCGUGUGUGGGAGCGCGAGAGCCCCCCAACAGCCACCCCUUGGGGCGCGCGGCUGCAGUUAGGGUGAGGGUCCCAGUGCGCAGGCGCGCUCCCGUUCGCCGUCCCCAACGGACGCACCCGCGGCGGGAACGAGAAGGGGUCACCGGUGCGAGGCAUUAGACCCGCCACCAGAGGAAGAUGCUGCCAUCACCUGCCUGCUCUUCCUGAACCUCCAGGUUUCAGCCAUAAGGCCCCAUGGAGGACACGCCCACCUCACUCAGCUGCUCUGACUGUCAGCGCCACUUUCCCAGCCUCCUGGAAUUGUCACGGCACCGAGAACUGCUCCAUCCGUCUUCCAACCAGGAGAGUGAGGAGGCCAACAGCGUCCCUCGGCCCUACCGCUGUCAGCAGUGUGGGCGGGGCUAUCGCCACCCCAGGAGCCUCGUCAACCACCGCCGGACCCACGAGACUGGCCUUUUCCCCUGUACCACCUGUGGCAAGGACUUCACCAAUCCCAUGGCCCUCAAGAGCCACGUGAGGACUCAUGCUCCUGAGGGCUGCCAGAGGCGCAGACCCCCCCACCCCAAGGAAGCCACUCCACCCCUCCAGGGGGAGACAGCAUCCACUGACUCCUGGGGCCAGAGGCUUGGCCCUGGGGAGGGCUGGGAAAACCAGAAAAAACAUCCUGAAGAGACCUCUGGCUGUGAGUCUGGGCCAGACCCUAGCGCAGCUCUGGGCACUUGGGAAGAUCCACCCACCAGACCCAGAGAAGGCUGGGAAAGCCGGCCAGAUCCUGAGGAGGGCGCAGAGGGCUGGGGGCCCACCACCCACUCUGCCAGAGACCCACCGCUCCCCACCCCAGCCAGCAGUCUCCUUAGCAAUUUGGAACAGUAUUUGGCUGAAUCGGUAGUGAAUUUCACAGGGGGCCAGGAGCCCACCCAGUCCCCUCCUGCCGAGGAGGAGCGGCGGUACAAGUGCAGCCAGUGUGGCAAGACCUACAAGCAUGCCGGGAGCCUCGCCAACCACCGCCAGAGCCACACCCUGGGGGUCUAUCCUUGUGCCAUCUGCUUCAAGGAGUUCUCUAACCUCAUGGCUCUGAAGAAUCACUCCCGACUCCACGCCCAGUAUUGGCCUUACCAGUGUCCCCGUUGCCCCCGCGCUUUCCGGCUCCCCCGAGAGCUGCUGGAACACCAGCAGUCCCAUGAGGGUGAAAGUCAGGAGCGGCCGUGGGAAGAGAAAGGGCUGCCCACCGCCAACGGGCACACAGAUGAGAGCGGCCGGGCCCGACUCCCUGGUACACAGAUGCUGAACAGCUCUGGGGAGCUGGAAGACAGUGGCCUGGAGGAGUACCGGCCUUUCAGCUGUGGGGACUGUGGCCGUACCUACCGCCAUGCUGGGAGCCUCAUCAACCAUCGCAAGAGCCACCAGACAGGUGUCUACCCCUGCUCCAUCUGUUCCAAGCAGCUGUUCAACGCAGCCGCCCUCAAAAACCACGUGCGGGCUCAUCACAGGCCCCGGCAAGGAGCUGGAGAGGAUGGGUCGCCCUCAGUGCGGCCAGCGUCCCUGCCUCUGGCUGAGACCACCCACAAAGAGAAGGAGGUCCCCCCCACCCCCCUGGACCACCGCCCCUAUAAGUGCAAUGAGUGUGACCGGGCUUACCAGCACCCGGGGAGCCUCGUGAACCACCGCCACAGCCAUCGGACAGGGGAGUACCAGUGCUCACUCUGCCCCCGCAAGUACCCCAACCUCAUGGCCCUCCGCAACCACGUGCGGGUACACUGCAAGGCUGCUCGCCGCAGUGCCAGACCCGGGGCUGAGGGCGCCCCCAGCCACCUCAAGGUGGAGCCCCCGCCCGACCCAGUGGGAGCAGAGGCAGCCCCAGGCACAGAUCAGGGGCCUGUGUGCAAACGUGAAGAGGCAGCCACUGAUGUCCCUCCAGCCGCGGCUAGGACCACACCACAGACAUGUAGCUUGUGUGGGAUGCUCUUUGAAGACCCUAAGAGCCUUGAACGUCAUAGCCGGACCCACGGAGAAGGGGAGGACAGCAGGACAGAGAGCAGGGUGUCCCCUCCUCGGGCAUUUGCCUGCCGAGACUGUGGAAAGAGCUAUCGCCACUCAGGCAGCCUUAUCAACCACCGGCAGACCCACCAGACGGGAGACUUCAGUUGUGGGGCCUGCGCCAAGCACUUCCACACCAUGGCUGCCAUGAAGAACCACUUGCGUCGCCACAGUCGGCGGCAGAGCAAGCCGCACCGGAGGCGGACUGGCAGUGCUGGUGGCAGGGGAGAAGCCAAACUCCCGUCCGGUGGGAACUGGGCCCUGGAGCUGGCGGAAAAGAAGGAGGGCCUGGACUGUCCCCAAGACCCUCCGGGGGGAAGGCCUAGUGGAGCCGAAGGCCACGUGGAAAGUGCUGGGGACUGUUUGCCGGCUGUGGCUGAGCGGGACAGAUGUGGGCUCGAGAGGGAUGAGGCCUGUUUCCAGGGUGAUAAUGAGAGCAGAGGCACUGGGGAAGGACUGCAAAGGAAGGAGGCCAGUUUCCUUGACAACGUGGACAUCCCAGGCGAAGAGGAAGGCAAUGGGCCUCGCUUCUCUGAUGGCCUCCCUGGGGGGGAGGAGGGCCAGACACCAGCCCCUGGCCAGCCCAGCUCCCCGGCCCGCUCUGCCAAGGCCUCUGCUGCCUGGCAGGCCGGGGUCUCCCACACAUGUCCUGACUGUGGCCGUUCUUUCCCCCACGCCGCCGGCCUGCUGAGCCACAGGCCCUGCCACCCCCCGGGCAUCUACCAGUGCUCCCUCUGCCCGAAGGAGUUUGACUCCCUGCCUGCCCUGCGCAGCCACUUCCAGAACCACGGGCCCGGGGAGGCAGCCUCGGCCCAGCCUUUCCUCUGCUGCCUCUGCGGUAUGAUCUUCCCUGAGCGAGCUGGCUACAGGUUUCACCUGCGCCAGGCCCAUGAUUCCUCGGAAACGACGGAGGGCUCAGACGAGGAGGGGGACGAGGAAGGAGCAGCAGGGGCCGCCUCCACCCGCAGCCCCCCACUGCCGCUCUCGGAAGCCGAGCUGCUGAACCAGCUGCAGCGGGAGGUGGAGGCGCUGGAUGGAGCCGGCUACGGGCACAUCUGUGCCUGCUGCGGUCAGACCUACGAUGACCUGGGGAGCCUGGAGCGUCACCACCAAAGCCAGAGUUCUGGGAACACCACCGAUGAGGUCCCCGGCCUCCUGCCUCCCCCAGGAGAGGCGGCUGAUGCCACGGGGAUGGUUGCCGACGCCGGUGUCUUUGAGGGCACGGUGACCUCUCUCCCUGGAGAGGGUGGCGACACAAAGUCUGGAGAGGGAGGAGGUGCGGCCCUCGCGGACAGCCUGGGCGCGCAGGGCACGCAGGGCGUGCAGGGCGGGGAAGGUUCUCGGGAGGCCCAGCCCCGCCCCUUCCGCUGCAACCAGUGCGGCAAGACCUACCGCCACGGGGGCAGCCUGGUGAACCACCGCAAGAUCCACCAGACGGGGGACUUCACCUGCCCGGUCUGCUCGCGCUGCUACCCCAACCUGGCCGCCUACCGCAAUCAUCUGCGGAACCACCCGCGCUGCAAAGGCUCGGAGCCCCAGGUGGGGCCAGUCCCGGAGGCCGGAGGCAGCAGCGAGCCCCAGAACCCGGCAGAGGAGGGCCAAGGGCAGGCCGAGGGCGAGAAGUUCCCGAAAGAACCUCAAAUAGAGCCCGCGGAGGAGGUGGCGGGGGUGAAGGAAGAGACCUGGGAGGAGACCGCCGGGAAGCGGGAGGAGAUGGAGCCCUGGCUGGAGACGGCGGCGGAGAAGGGCUGCCAGCCAGAGGCCCCCUCCGAGCGGCCCUUCAGCUGCGAGGUGUGCGGCCGCUCGUACAAGCAUGCAGGCAGCCUCAUCAACCACCGGCAGAGCCACCAGACCGGCCACUUCGGCUGCCAGGCCUGCUCCAAAGGCUUCUCCAACCUCAUGUCGCUGAAGAACCAUCGGCGCAUCCACGCGGACCCGCGGCGUUUCCGCUGCGCCGAGUGCGGGAAGGCCUUCCGCCUGCGGAAGCAGCUGGCCAGUCACCAGCGGGUCCACCUGGAGCGCGGUGCCAGCGGCGGCGCCCGGCAGCCUACCCGGGAGGAUCGGCCCUUUCCCUGUGGGCAGUGUGGGCGGACCUACCGUCACGCGGGCAGCCUCCUGAACCACCGGCGGAGCCACGAGAUGGGCCAGCCUAGCUGUCCCACCCGCCCCAAGACCGACUCCCACUGCCUGGCCCUGAAGGACCACCACAGGCUGCACUCGGAGAGCCGGCGGCGGCGUGCCGGGCGGUCCCGGCGGGCGCCAGUGCGCUGCGCCCUCUGCGGCCGGAGCUUCCCGAGCCUGGGAUCUCUGGAGGGGCACCUGCAGGAGCACGAGGAGGAGACCAGAGGCAGUCAGGGAGGUCCAGACAGCACAGAAGGCGCUCAGGGGAGCCCGGCCGAUGACCAGGGACUACAGGACACAUUGGGUGGUACCGAGUCUGUGCCCCAGCUGGAAGAUGGGGACGUGAGGCCAGCGGAGCAGAGUCAGAGCCCCUUCAGGGCAGCAGGUUCAGAGGCCACAGAGCCAGUGUCCUGGAGCGUGGGGAAAGCGGAUGGGUGGCAAGGAGACGGGGGGCCAGUGAAUCAUGAUGGAGAUUGGGCCCCUGAGGGUCACACACUGACCAAGCCAGAGGACGAGUCAGGGGACAUUGUCCUCGGGAGUCCUUGCCACCUUGGCAACUGCCAGCCCAAUGGACCUAGUCUGAUUCCCGUGGAGAGCUGGGACAACGGAGACAGUGGCCCUCAGAGCCAGCCAGAGAGCCCCUCCUUUUCCUGCAGCCGCUGUGGCAAGACCUCCCACCAGGCAGAAGGUCCCUUGAACCACCACGACACCCACAAGACAGACCGUCACUAUUGCUUGCUCUGCUCCAAGGAGUUCUUGAAUCCUGCGGCCACUAAGAGCCACAGCCGCAACCACAUAGCUGCCCAGGCCUUCGCCUGCCCUGACUGUGGCCAGACCUUUCAGUCCCACCAUGAACUAGCCAGCCAUCUGCAGACCCACGCGCAGGGCCUCAGUCAGGUGUCACCCCCGAGAGAGGAGGCCAGAGGCCCCAAAGCUGGGGCUGUGGAGGCUGAGGUGGAUCUGCUGGGUCAAGAGAAAACCCAGAAGGCCCCAUCGCAAGCCCCCAGGGCCGCAGGAGAGGAUGCCGGGAGAGCUAGUGGACGCCACGAUGGAAAGUCCACAGCGGCCGUGGACGAGGAGCGGCCCUUCCGCUGUGCCCAGUGUGGGCGUUCCUACCGCCAUGCCGGUAGCCUGCUGAACCACCAGAAGGCCCACACCACUGGACUCUACCCCUGCUCCCUCUGCCCCAAACUUCUACCCAACCUGCUGUCCCUUAAGAACCAUGGCAGGACCCACACGGACCCCAAGCGCCACCGCUGCAGCAUCUGUGGCAAGGCUUUCCGGACAGCUGCCCGGCUGGAGGGCCACGGGCGGGUUCAUGCGCCCCGGGAGGGGCCCUUCACCUGCCCCCAUUGUCCCCGUCAUUUCCGCCGCCGCAUCAGCUUCCUGCAGCACCAGCAGCAGCACCAGGAGGAGUGGACAGUGGCCAGCUCUGGUCAUGGCAACGCCGGAUCCUUAACCCACGGAGCGAGGCCAGGGAUGGAACCCGCAACCUCCAUGGUUCCUAGUCGGAUUCUUUUCUGCUGCGCCACAACGGGAACUCCAAGAAAACUAGUUUGAGGAUGCUGCCUUUUGAGCCCUCGGUCAAGUGAAAAGGUAGCCUGGUGGGUUGGGGCAGUGGAGGGCAGGGAGUGGCCAGGGACAGAGGCAGUGCCAGGACUUCUGCUGUGCUGGAGCCAAAGGGGAAUGGUCUUCCUGUUUGGGGCGUGGGAGCAGCUGGGUACGGCAUCCUGAUCCAGCCAGUUAGGUAAUGAUUUCCAGAGGAAAAGAUGGUGUCGGUUCUGCUCUUUUUCCUAGAGUGAGCAAGGAGCCAGGGAGUGAGCAAGGGGGCAGGGGGGGCACCCCCAGACUGGAAUGCUCUGUGGCUUCCCUGUUGAGCUGGUCAGGGAGACGGGGUCACUGGUUGGCACCCAGCUUCGGGUCUUUUCCCCGUGAUUUGUCUCUGCUCCCCCUUCUCUUCCUGGAAACUAGAUCCUUGGCCCUUUCCCACCCCUCUUGCCCCACAUCUCUUCUCCUUCCCUUUAUUCAACCCUCUCCUCUCUCUGCUGAGCCUUCCCUUUUUGGGGAUCCAACCAAACCACCCUUUCCACCUGCACACCCCCUCCCCGCCAGCACACCUUUAACUGGAGGACUGAGUCACAGAUAAUUGUUUCUUUGAAGCCAGGCCCAGCUGUGGCAACAACAGUCAUUAAUCCCUAUCUCCUGUUCUCUAUCAAGGGGAAGCUCCACAGAGAGUCACCUCCACCCAGUCUGGCUGGAGGACGAGGCUGCGGAGGAGUGGGACGGCCCGCUCACCCCCGCAAGUCCCUGGCUCGCUCUCCGCCUCCUCUGGGGAACCCUAGCCCUUCUUCUCCCAGAACCCCUUCCAUUUAGUGGCCACCAAAGGUGGGUGUCCCUGAGAUGGUCAGGGAAGGAGGGGAGGGUGCUGAGACUCCCCUGGGAACACUGACGAGCCAGCUUUCAGGAUAAAACGUUUUCUUUUGACCCCAAGGGACUGCAUGUGGAGCUAGUUUAGCCAGGUCUGGAAAGGUAAUGGAAGCUCUCAGACAGGCCUCGGGGGCUAGGGAGGGGGGUCCAAGCUGUGCAGGGUUUGCCCCCUCAGUCACCACCUCUCUCUCUCCCCAGGAACCCCAAAGGUGCCAGCGGCGGGCAGAGGGGACUUGUCAUUGCCCCCUCCACCCACACCCACGACCCCACUCCUGGACCCUUCACCCCAGUGGCCUGCAGACCUCAGCUUCUCCCUCUGAAGUUCAAGUCUCCAAAGAUCAGAAUAGGGGCAGGGGGCAGGGAAAGGCUUGAUCUCCUCAUUUUGCUCAGGAGUAGUUUGGGCAUCCCCAGCUCGUGUCUCCUCUCCCGCCCGCAGAGGAUCCAGGUCUGGCUUCUUUCCCAAGGAGGGGGUGAGGCAUUCCUCCUGGCCUGUCCUUGAAGGACCUGCUUUCCCCCAGCCUUUGUCACCAAGCUCUUCCCUGUGACCAGCCCUGCAAGAAACCUAGUACCAGGCUCUGCCAUGAUGCUGGGCCACCCUCAUCAGCCAGGUUCCAACACCAGGGAGAGGCAGACUCAGAGAAAGCCGCGGGUGGGAAUAUUGCCUGUGGAAGGGGAGCCUUUUACUACAAUUUGUAACUUAUUUUCUAAAGUCUAUUUUGUAACAAUUUAUUUAAGUUAAAAAAAAAAAAAAAAACACAGGAAAAUUGCUCCCUGCAAAAAAAUGAAA